AUGGAUUGCUGGAAGGGAGCUGCAAGCCAUAGCUGGAUUUAUCCCACGGUGAUCAUCUGUGCAAAUGGAUUUUUCACCACAAUGAGGCCAUCAGAAUCUUUUCUCACUCCCUAUCUAACGGGACCAGACAAAAACCUAACAAUUGAAGAGGUUACCAAUGAGAUUCUGCCAGUUUGGACAUACUCCUACCUCGCUCUCCUUUUCCCAGUGUUCCUGCUCACAGACUACGUGCGCUACAAGCCCGUGCUCCUCCUGCAGGGCAUCAGCCUCAUCCUCACGUGGCUCCUGCUGCUCUUCGCACAUGGAGUGGUGGCCAUGCAGCUGGUGGAAUUCUUCUAUGGCAUGGUCACGGCCACCGAGGUGGCCUAUUACGCCUACAUCUACAGCGUGGUCAGCACCCAACACUACCAGAGGGUCACCAGCUACUGCAGGAGCGUCACUCUGGUGGCAGCCACCGUGGCCGCCGUGCUGGGACAGCUGCUGGUGUCCUUAGCGCACGUCUCCUACUUCUACCUCAACGCCAUCACCUUGGCUUCCGUGUCCCUGGCGCUCCUGUGUGCCUUCUUCCUGCCCAUGCCCCAGAGGAGCAUGUUCUUCCACAGGAAAGAUGCCCCUGAGCCUCUGCCAGGGCCCGAUAAAGGGCCGGCUGCGGGCGCUGCCCACGGGCCCUGGAGCUGCCGAGAGGAAAGGAGCCCCGAUGCUGCUGCCGGGGGCCCGAGCCCCCAGCCCCAGGCUGGGAACAGCAGGCCCCACAGGCACACGCUCAGCGUGCUGCUGCAGCUGGGCAGGGACCUGAGGGAUUGCUACGGCUCCCGCCCGCUCCUCUACUGGUCCUUGUGGUGGGCUCUGGCCACGGCCGGCUUUAACCAGGUCGUGAAUUAUGUCCAGGUGCUGUGGGACUUCCGAGCCCCCUCCCACAGCUCCCCAGCGUACAACGGAGCUGUCGAAGCAAUAGCAACUUUUUUGGGUUCGGCAACAUCCAUGGCAGUUGGAUAUGUCAAAGUAAACUGGGAUCUCUCUGGAGAACUGGCUUUGGGAGUUUUCUCUGCACUGGAUGCUGGUUCUCUGCUUCUUAUGCACUUCACUGACAACAUCUGGGCAUGUUAUGCUGGUUACCUUGCAUUUAAAGCUUGCUAUAUGCUCCUUAUAACAAUAGCAACGUUUCAAAUUGCUGUCAACCUCAGCAUGGAGCGUUAUGCUUUGAUGUUUGGCUUCAACAACUUUGUUGCACUGGUGAUUCAGACGAUUUUAACUGUUGUUGUAGUAGAUUCAAGAGGUCUGGGACUGGAUAUCAGCACUCAGUUUCUCAUUUAUGGCAGCUACUUCACAGUCAUAGCUGGAAUUUUCCUGAUCAGAAGUAUGUACACCAUAAUUUCUAUCAAAUGCAGAAAUACAAGUGUGGCUGCUGAAAGCACUGCCCUUUAACAACUGAGACAAAAGCAACGAUGUUAUAAGCAACAAUGCACAAGGCUUCAUCAUCUGGACAACAAAUCAGGAGAAAGAAAACUUUCAAUCAAGCAAAACUGGUCCAGGUUGAAGCAGGCUGUUUAUGAGCCUACUGCACAGAGAGCUUUGUCAACAGGAUGAUGCAUUUGGUCUAUCUUCUUCACCAGCAGUUUAAUACAAACAUUCCUCAGUCUUCUAAUUCAAGUUUAGUCAUAUGACACAAAAACUUCUAUUAAGGCUUAAUGAGCACAAGGACAUCCAGAUGCCUGAACCUCGUAUCAG
Molecule: messenger RNA, 1728 nt
Organism: Pseudopodoces humilis (Tibetan ground-tit)
Lineage: Eukaryota; Metazoa; Chordata; Aves; Passeriformes; Paridae
Product: thiamine transporter 2-like
Biological process (GO): transmembrane transport; vitamin transport
Cellular component (GO): plasma membrane
Molecular function (GO): thiamine transmembrane transporter activity
Source: RefSeq, a predicted model, not a curated record